This is a messenger RNA of Pygoscelis adeliae (Adelie penguin), 2762 nucleotides long. RefSeq names its product serine/threonine kinase 17a (gene STK17A). Gene Ontology annotation, cellular component: nucleus. Bases 1 to 1083 code for a protein of 360 amino acids. Gene Ontology annotation, molecular function: protein serine/threonine kinase activity; ATP binding. The transcript has 7 exons. The record is from RefSeq and is a predicted model, not a curated record. Gene Ontology annotation, biological process: intracellular signal transduction; protein phosphorylation; positive regulation of apoptotic process. Lineage: Eukaryota; Metazoa; Chordata; Aves; Sphenisciformes; Spheniscidae.
AUGAGGACUCUUAUUUCGGUUUCAGCAACCCUACGAGGAAAAUUUGCAGUGGUGAAGAAGUGUAUCCAGAAAGACACUGAAAGAGAGUUUGCAGCAAAAUUCAUGAGAAAAAGAAGAAAGGGCCAAGACUGUCGGAUGGAAAUAAUCCACGAAAUUGCAGUCCUUGAGCUGGCACAAUGCAACCUUUGGGUCAUUAACUUGCAUGAAGUUUAUGAAACUGCAACAGAGAUGAUUUUAGUCCUAGAAUACGCUGCUGGAGGUGAAAUCUUUGACCAGUGUGUGGCUGAAAGAGAGGAAGCCUUCAAAGAAAAAGAUGUUAAACGACUUAUGAAGCAGAUCUUAGAAGGAGUUUCAUUCUUGCACAGAAACAAUGUGGUUCAUCUUGACUUAAAGCCCCAAAAUAUUCUACUAACCAGUAAGUCCCCUCUGGGAGACAUUAAGAUAGUAGAUUUUGGCCUUUCCAGAAUAAUGAAGAGCAGUGAGGAACUAAGAGAAAUUAUGGGAACUCCAGAAUACGUAGCUCCUGAAAUUCUGAGUUAUGACCCGAUCAGUACAGCAACUGACAUGUGGAGCAUUGGAGUACUGGCAUAUGUUAUGCUAACAGGGAUAUCGCCUUUCUUAGGGGAUGAUAAACAAGAAACAUUCUUAAAUAUAUCUCAAAUGAACGUAAGUUACUCUGGAGAAGACUUUGACCUCAUAUCAGAGUCUGCCGUGGAUUUCAUCAAAACUCUGCUGGUUAAGAAACCCGAGGACCGGGCAACUGCUGAAGAAUGUCUUCAACAUCCAUGGUUAGAACAAAGCGAUAAUCCUGCUUGCAGGGCCUGGAAUAAGAGUACAGGAGGGGAGACCAGUGAUGUCACCCAGAAAGAUGCAGAUUCUGCCUCUGAAAAAUCAGUAGAUGCUGAGAAGACUGAAGAGGAAGAAUCAAUACUGACAGAAGAACUAAUCGUAGUGGCUUCAUAUACACUGGGACAAUGUAGGCAGUCAGAAAAAGAAAAAGUAACGGAGCAGAAAGCCAUUUCCAAACGAUUUAAAUUUGAGGAACCUUUACUGCAAGAAAUACCAGGAGAAUUCAUUUACUGAACUGUGUGGAGCUUCAUAGCUGUAACUGGAAAGCAGUGUUUUCUACUAAAUAAAAAUAUCCUAGCCAAGGGAAUUUCUGAUAUGCAAUAAAUGUUCUAGAUAAAAGAAAAUGUUGAUAAAUGGCAUCCAAGGAAAAUGUGCCAAGUUUUUAAUUUCAUGGAACAGAUAAACAAGUUUUCAAGUGGCUGACAGGAAUUUAACAAAGAUAAAAAAAAGCUUAUUUUUGUUUGUAAUUUUUAUUCGUUUUUUUGUUGCUUGAUAGCGGAGUUUUUGUUAAUUGUUCAGUGUUCUGGAGAAGUUGACAUUGGAAGUGUUUCAGUGACAGAUGUCAAGAGGAGUAUUUUAGGAUAUGUUUUGGCGUUUAAUGCAAAUACAUAGUGCUGGGUUUUCCUCAAACACCUUUUAGCACUCCUGACUUCAGUGGAACUAUCUACUGAUCUAAAAAUUGUAUGAGAGGAGAAUUUGAUCAACUGGCUUGACAUACAGAUUUCAAAGUUGUACUGUGUAUAUAUUUCUUUGUUUACAUCAAGUCAAAGACCCAGACUCAUCUGGCGUAUAGCCAAACAGUGAGCUGCUCUUCUCUAGGAAGAGAUGCACGUGUCCCACAGGUAAAGAAAUCUAUCGGGGAACGAUUCCAGAUCACAGUGGUGGUAUUCCUUUGUUUGGAAGCACAGAAAAGUCCUGCUCCAGAGGGUGAUGAAUUUGCUUAAGUCAGUCACUCUUGAGAGCCAGCAGAGAUCCCUCCCUUCUCCUCCUGCGUUGGGCGAGAUGUGCUAAUAGAAUCCAGCUCCGUGUGACUGCACAGUGUUGGUGAGUGGAGAAACGAAUGACGGAGGGUCUGAUGUAGCUCUGCUGAAGUUGUUGAAGUUCUCUCCACUGACUUCACCGUGUUAGAUCAGACAGUUCGUCCAACUAAUGAUAAAUCAACCCUCAAUUCCACCUCCCCCAGAACCCAGCUGGGGUUUUUCUGGGAGCAUGAGGUCAUUGCUGCCUUCUUUCUGUUCCUCUAACUGCUGCUUUAAGGAAGAAAGGAGCAUCCUUGGGCUAAAUUGCAUAACCUUGUUCAAUAUAACGAUCAGAUGAGGAAGAAGAUACCGCUUCCUCUGAAACAAUGAAGCACAACUCAUACCUCGUGCUUCCCACUCGCUCUCCCUUAGACACUUGGAAAAACAGCAUGUGUAUGAUGGGGCAGAGAGGGAUUAGGGAGCUGUGUGGAUGGGUCACAGUUCUCAGAGGGCAAAGCUGGGACCAACUGGGCAUCAAAAUUGACUGGUUUUUGCAAUGUACAGGUCUGAGGAUCUUGGACUGAGUCCUAGUUUCCUAAGAAAUCUUUCAUAUUGAUGCUGUUCCAAAGUUUAAUUUUUAUGUAAUUGAAGUUUAGUACUAUUAUAUUGCAUACUGUUAACUAUUCAACUAUUUAUUUGGUUUCCUUAUGCUGUUCCUUUAUAAUAAACCCUGACAAAAGUUUUCUUGCUGUACAACAAUGAAUAGAAACUCUUAAGCUAGUUUUUCCUUCUUCCCAUGUUGCUACAGACAUUCCUAGUUUCAAAUGUACUGAGAAUGUUCUUACCCUUUUUAGUGAACAGGAGUUCAGUGCUCUCUGCUAACAUUACAGUUUUUCCUUCACACAAAAGUAAACGGCUUAUUGAUAACGCAAGCAGUCCUGGGGUGAUCUGAUU